UAGAGGUCCGGGAUGCUCCGACGCUGCUGGAAAUGCCACAGAAGGUAAAGAAGCCAGGCAGCUGUCUUUGUACGAGAAAACACCUCUUGAGAUGAAAGUUUCUACUCAUAGAAAAGUUUUGGAGACGCUCGGCGAUGAGCUGGAGUAAAGAAUAAGUUGUUCCGGACGUCUCGGACGAGGAGGUUGCUCGGCGUUUGACGCUCACAAGUUUCGACAGCUAGCUGACGCUACGCCGCCGCUUUGCUGCUGUUAGCUUCGCCCGCUACGUAAAUACUACGGCUGCCUUUCGGACUUUUCUACAUCUGCGUCAACGCCACAGCCGCGCAGUUAGUAGCCACUUUGUGUCAUCGUUUUAUUCCAUCUAGCCAUUGUGGUUUGCUCCUCCGACAUGGGUGGAUUCUGACAUGUUACUCACAAAGCUAACUGGCUAUAGUUAGCAUGUUCGUGCGCUAGCUGACGUUUGCUAACGUUGCCGGGCCAGACAGCAACUUCGGCAGCGGAGUUUCGGGGCGCUAACAGGACUGUACUGUCGCUAACAAGCAACCGCCGCUGCCCACAGGAGUCCACCCACAGACAUGUACGAGAUGGAGACGCAUAUAUCGUGCCUUUUCCCGGAAAUUUUGGCCAUUAUAUUCAGUUACCUGGACGUUAAAGACAAAGGAAGAGUAGCUCAAGUGUGCGUGGCCUGGAGAGACGCGUCCUACCACAAGUCUGUGUGGAGGGGGGUGGAAGCCAAGCUCCAUCUGCGGCGAGCCAACCCGUCUCUGUUCCCCAGCCUGCAGACCAGGGGCAUCAAGAAGGUGCAGAUCCUCAGCCUGAGGCGCAGUCUGAGCUACGUGAUUCAGGGGAUGCCGCACAUCGAAAGCCUUAACCUGUGUGGAUGUUUUAACCUGACAGACAAUGGUCUGGGACAUGCCUUUGUGCAGGACAUCCCAUCACUGCGGGUCCUGAACCUCAGCCUUUGUAAACAGAUCACUGACUCCAGCCUGGGCCGGAUCGCCCAGUACCUCAAAAACCUGGAGGUGCUUGAACUCGGGGGAUGCAGCAAUAUCACAAACACGGGCCUGUUGCUCAUUGCCUGGGGCUUGCACAGACUCAAGAGCCUUAACCUGCGCAGCUGCAGGCAUGUGUCGGAUGUGGGCAUCGGUCACCUGUCAGGUAUGACCCGCAGCGCUGCAGAGGGCUGCCUGUCCCUGGAGAAGUUGACGUUGCAGGACUGCCAGAAGCUGACUGACCUUUCUCUCAAACAUGUCUCAAAGGGCCUAAACAAGCUUAAAGUGCUCAACCUCAGCUUCUGUGGGGGGAUAUCGGAUGCAGGGAUGAUCCACCUGUCACACAUGACCCACCUGUGCAGCCUGAACCUGCGCUCCUGCGAUAACAUCAGUGACACUGGGAUAAUGCAUCUGGCUAUGGGCUCCCUCCGGCUGUCCGGACUUGAUGUCUCCUUCUGUGAUAAGAUUGGAGACCAGAGCCUGGCUUACAUCGCCCAGGGCCUGUACCAGCUCAAGUCCCUGUCUCUGUGCUCCUGUCACAUCAGCGACGAUGGCAUCAACAGGAUGGUGCGCCAGAUGCACGAACUCAAGACUCUGAACAUCGGACAGUGUGUGCGAAUCACGGACAAAGGGCUGGAGUUGAUAGCUGACCACUUGACCCAGCUGACGGGGAUCGACCUGUACGGUUGUACGAAGAUCACCAAGAGAGGUCUGGAGAGGAUAACGCAGCUCCCGUGCCUUAAAGUGUUGAACCUGGGGCUGUGGCAGAUGACCGAGAGUGAGAGGAUGAGGUGAAGACCCUUCUACUUAGUAGACAUUUCAUUGUGUACAGCGCUCGAGUGUGUACUGAGAGGGUUUGCCUGUAUCCAUUCUUAAUUCUACCUUCUAUACUGUGACUAAAAAAACCAAGGAGAGGGACUCAGCAUUGAUCACUGGAAUAUUGUUCACCUCUGCUGCAAUACUCCACUCUUACUCUGUUUCAGUCUCUUUCGUUAAAUCUCAGCCUGUGUACAGUUCUUACUGUCUAGCUACCUCACUCGUCAAACACAGGAGUGCCUACUGUCGCUGAAUCCUAGUUUAGAUUGUAUAUUUUUGUGACUCGCAAUUGAGAUUUUAACUUUUUCUUUUUUUUUUUUUUUUUUAAAUCUCAUUGCAGAGGCAUAACUAGGCAUUUUAACUCUUAACAGAAAGGCUGGAGUUGGAUUGAAGUUUUUUUUUUUUAGAAUGUUUUUUUUGUUUUUCUUUUAUUUGGCUGAUGUAUUUUUUUUUACUUGUUUAACCAACUUUUUAUUUGUUGUUUUUUUUUUGUAUUGAAUGACUUGCUGACUAAAUUGUACUUCAAAUUGAAGUGGGCGGAUCACUCUUUUCAGUCUUUGUUUACUUACGUAUCGUUGACUAUGUUUCAUAUUCCUGAGGAAGUAAGUUAUGUAUCAGAUGUUCCAGUUUUUUUUGUUUUUUGUUUAUUCACUCUGUCAAAGGUUCAUCAACUCAGCUACAGUAAGGUGUAGUGAUUAACAGCUACCAAGGCUAUAUGCAAUACUUUAAACUGUCCGUCAGCGGGUUUUUUUCCCCUGAGGAGCUUCCAAUGAUUAAAAAAAAGACAGAGUUAUUUGUUUUAAAAAAAAAAGAAAGAAGAAGCAGUAAUUUAAGAUUGUUUUAUAUUCAUACAGUAGUGCUAUUUAUGAAUAAAGAUGGCAACUAUGCUUCAGUUUCA
Stegastes partitus (bicolor damselfish) is the source of this 2706-nucleotide messenger RNA. RefSeq names its product F-box/LRR-repeat protein 14. The coding region runs from base 576 to 1787 and encodes 403 amino acids. The transcript has a single exon. The record is from RefSeq and is a predicted model, not a curated record. Lineage: Eukaryota; Metazoa; Chordata; Actinopteri; Pomacentridae. Gene Ontology annotation, molecular function: protein binding. Gene Ontology annotation, biological process: SCF-dependent proteasomal ubiquitin-dependent protein catabolic process. Gene Ontology annotation, cellular component: SCF ubiquitin ligase complex.